Guillardia theta CCMP2712 is the source of this 816-nucleotide messenger RNA. RefSeq lists its product as hypothetical. Bases 1 to 816 code for a protein of 271 amino acids. The record is from RefSeq and is a predicted model, not a curated record. The transcript has a single exon. Lineage: Eukaryota; Cryptophyceae; Pyrenomonadales; Geminigeraceae.
AUGCCAGCAGAAAGAAGAUCCGGGAUGAGAAACAAGCGCAUGGAAGCGAGAGGAUUCUUCGGAUCGAAGCUUUCCCUGAGGAGGGCGCCUUCGCCUGACUGCAGGGUGCAGGGUGAGAUCGCGGAAGAGUUCGAAGCAAAGUGCGGGAGGGAAGAUACGAGUGGAAGACAGGACACGAGCGAGUGCCCUGAAGAGCUCCCCAAGGGGUGUGUGAUGGGGAUUCCAGUGCCCAAGGCCCAGCCCGUGAUGCAAGUGGCCAUCGACUCGAGAGGGAUGGAGAUCGCGCUAAUGAGGAGCGUUCAGAGCAACAACUUCCCCUUCGUCUGCCACAUGAUCCUCUCUGGAUGGACCCCCAACGUGGUCAACCCGACGCUCUGCCAUUUCUCCGUCACCGUCCACAGGACGACAUGGAACCAGAGAGACUGUCUGCACGUCAAGAACGCCUGCCUUCUCCACUACGCCAUCUGCUGCGGCUCCCUCCAAGCAGCGACCGCCCUCCUGGUAGCCUUCCCCCACCUGGCCACCCUGCCAUGCACAGUGUCGGGGCUGCACGGGAGCGAGGAGGAGGAGUGGAGCAUGCUCGAGCUUGCUCAGUUCUUCUGCGAUCUGUACAAGGAUCAGAAGGACGACCUCUACUCCGCGUACAAGAUGGCUCACAUGGUCCUGACCUGCAUGCAUUCAGACCCGUCUGUACUCCCCUUCAUCAACAACGCUACCCCAAGGGAGCGGCUGGUGGCCGGGGGAGGAGAAGCUACCGCUAUGAUCGGCGCUCUCUGCGAAGCUGCCUGCAAGACAUGCACGGCGAUGGAGGAGUGA